UGGCGCGAGCCCACGGCUGACGAAAGCUGCUGAUCCCGCUCGGUUUCCAUGGAGACGAGCGAGCGCGGCGGCGGCGGCGGGGCUGUCAGCGCGCGCGGCGGCGGCGGUCGCGCGUCCGCGGGGGUCUGCAGGAGGAAGGAGGAGGCCGGGGCCGGGACCCUCGCGGCAGACAUGGACUUGCCUUGUGAUUGUGCUGCCGAAACUCCGGCCGCCGAGCCGCCGUCGGGGAAGAUUAACAAAGCUGCUUUCAAAUUAUUCAAGAAGAGGAAAUCGGGUGGCACCAUGCCCAGCAUAUUUGGGGUCAAAAACAAAGGGGAUGGGAAAGGCUCGGGUCCGACGGGCAUGGUGAGGAGCAGGACCCACGACGGCCUCGCCGAGGUGGUGGUGCUGGAAAGCAGCAAGAAGGAGGAGCCGCGCGGCGGGGGCGACGCUGGCGGUGGCCGCGGCGGGGGUCGGCCGAACCCGGGUCCCCCCAGGGCUGCCGGGCCCGGCGUGGGCUCGCUGGCCAGCAGCUCCGUGGCUAAGUCACACAGCUUCUUCUCCCUUUUGAAGAAGAACGGGAGGUCUGAAAAUGGCAAAGGGGACCCAGCAGAUGCAGGCAAGGCUGGCGGCAAACAAAAGAGGGGGCUGAGAGGGCUCUUCAGCAGUGUGCGCUGGCACAGGAAGGACAAGCGCGGCAAGGAGGGGGAGCGCGGGGCGCGCGCGGGGGGCCCGGGCGGCCUCACCCUGCCGGGGUCGCUCACCGCCAGCCUGGAGUGCGUCACGGAGGAAGCGCCCCGACCCGCGUGCGCGCCGGAGAACCCCAGCAGGGACGCGCCGCCAGACCCAGCAGGUGAGCCCGGAGGGGGAGAGCCGGGGCUGGCCUCCGCGGAUCGCGCUGAAGUGCCCCACUGCCGAGAGGCCGAGAGCCCCGGGGUCCCUAACGCCACCGGCGCCCAGGGAGAGGACGCCGCGGGGCAUCGGCGCGCCGAGGAGCCCCGGGCACCCCCCGAGCUGGGCGCUGGGGAGGUCCGGACGGCCGAGGAUGCUUCCAGGACAGGUGACGUUCCGAUAAAGACUGUCCCCCUUGUCGACUCCGACUGUGGCAGUGGCCGGGCGUCUGCCGUCCCGGACCCUUCCUCUGUUGAUCCACCCUCAGACCCAUCGGCCGAUCGUAUUUGUUUGAUGUUUUCUGACGUGACUUCACUGAAAAGCUUUGACUCUCUUACAGGCUGUGGAGAUAUUAUUGCAGACCAAGAGGACGAGGCAGGUCCCAGCUGUGACAAGCAUGCCCCCGGGCCAGGCAAGCCAGUUCUCUCUAAAAAGAACCCCAGCGUGGUGGCCUACCAAGGAGGAGGGGAGGAGAUGGCGAGCCCGGAUGGGGUGGAUGACACCUAUCUCCAGGAAUUCUGGGACAUGCUCUCCCAGACUGAGGAUCAAGGACAAGGGCCCCAGGAGGGAGCGGCUAAGGCGGCGGCAGCACUGGACGCCAAGGUGGUACCCGAGACCUCCAAAGAUGCCAGGUGUGCAGAAGCGGCCAAGGACGUGUCCUUGGUCAAGCGCAGGAGGCUCAACAGGAUUCCCAUUGAGCUCCAUCCCAAGGAGGAGCCUAAGCACCUGGAGAAGGAGCAGCAGGAAGGCGUCCCCAAUAGUGACGAGGGCUACUGGGAUUCCACCACUCCGGGCCCAGAGGAAGACAGCAUGAGCAGCGGGAAAAAGGCAAGCAUCCCCAGGGAUAGCUACAGUGGUGACGCGCUCUACGAUCUCUACACGGAUCCGGAUGCAAGCCCAGCCGUCCCUCCCGCCAACGAGGAGACAUCCUGCGUGUCCCGGUUAAAGCCCGUGUCUCCAGUCACCAUCACCUGUCCACUGCGAACACCAGGCAGUUUGCUGAAGGACUCUAAGAUCCCUAUCAGCGUCAAGCACCUCGCGAACCUUCCAUCGAGCCAUCCUGUGGUGCACCAGCAACCAGCCAGGAGUGAGGUGCCCAGAACCAAAAUCCCCGUGUCCAAAGUGCUGGUCCGCAGGGUCAGCAACCGGGGCUUGGCUGGGACCACCAUCAGGGCAGCCGCAUGCCACGACAGUGCCAAAAAGUUGUGAGGUCUCUAUUGGACCACAUGUCAAGGAAUACAACUCUCUGGAAACCACUGAUACAAGUUUUGCUUCCCCUAAGAAAGGCUUUUAGGAUUGUCCUUGCACCAGAGCCUAGAACAAGGAGGUCUUAGUGGCCAGCUGGGGCAGGAGACACUAGAGAGGGGAUGCCACACAUGGGAUUAUCCUCCCAAGAGAAGUCUCUGACAAUUAUUUUCAAGCACUUUUUUUUUUCCUUUUAUCUUUAAAAAAUAUUUUUCUCUUUUUUCUUUAAUGCACUGAACACUCGGAAGUCACCUUUACUUGCCUUUGCAGAAAACAGGACUUAACCAAAUGGAAGUAAGUGUCACACCAUAUUUGGUCGUGCCAGGGUCCAGAGGGCCUGGAGGAAGCUGCCAGAACCAGAGGAGUCCUCUUCUUCCAUGACACCUCCUUUCCUUUCCUUUCCUUUCCUUUCCUUUCCUUUCCUUUCCUUUCCUUUCCUUUCCUUUCCUUUCCUUUCCUUCCCUUCCCUUCCCUUCCCUUCCCUUCCCUUUCCUUUCCGUUACUUUCCUUUCUAGGGGAAAAAAAAAAAAAGAAAGAAAAGAAAAAGACCCUUUGCUGUUAUCACUGUGUGGAAAACACCUACGAAGCUGAAAGAGCCAGGUAUUUACCUGAUGGGCAGAGGGCAUCAUUCAUUGGCAGAAAAUUUGCCUACUUUCAGUUGAUAGGUAUGCCAAUAGGUAAAUAUCUACCACCGGGACAAGAAAGGAGCGUUUUGGUUUGGUUGGUUUAAAUCAUUUGUUUGGGGAGAAAUAAAAAACUCAGCAGAGCAGGCUUUUCCUUUUUUGUUUUUUCCCAUCCUGUGCAGAAAUCAGGAUUGGGGAAAGAUUUCACUAAACAAGAGACCCCGUAUUUUAGCAUUUAUAAACUAUCACCUUUUCAUGUGUACAUAAUGCAUAUUUUACAGUUUAUGCAGCUGUUAACAUUUUAUAAUCUGUCCAUAACCUCGAGUUUAAAAUCUGGUUUUAUAGCUGGAUAAGGUAACUGUCCCCAAAACACUGAUGUUCUUUUAUGUGCUGUGUAACCUGAAGCAAUUCUGUUUCUGUUGUAUAUGGGUUCUCUGGCUUUCAAUGCAGAAAAAAAAAUCUAUUGUUGAUGAUCCAGAGCAAUAGUUCUGCCUUGUCUUGGGUAAGAUUCUAUUUGUUUCUCACCCCAAGUUUUCAGAGAUUUUACCUUCGAUAUAAAAAUUUUCGGAUUCAACCAUUCCUCCAUAUGGGGAGUUCAAAAUGAGGAACACAUAAUGACUAACAAUAGAAAAAUAUCAUUUUUCUUACCAUUUGACUUCUGCUCUAUAGACUUAUGAAUGAGACAGGUAUGUUCAGAAUAUGACGUUGACAAACUUAUGUGUCAUAAACACUUUAUGCCAAGAUUUUUUCGAAAAGUGGCUUACUUUGUGUAUGUUCUCUAUUAUUUGAGGUGAAACAUGUAUUUCAGAAAGGGUUCCCAUAUGGUUUGAAUGAUAGACUGAAGCAGUUCCUCGAAUGCUACUAAUGUCUAAUGAUUCUAUAGCAUCGUCUGAUACGCACUUCAGUGUAUUUAAUCAAAAAACCAGAGCUUCUACUGGGAGGUGAUUCAUGGUAUCAGGAAGAUUAGACAUAUCCAAAGGAAACUACACAUAUGUAAAUGACAUAAACACUUCUAUAUAAUUCUCGUUUUCCAGAGAGAUUGCCUAAGUAAUGAACUGGUAUUACAUGUUUUUUAAGUUUCUCUUCUGUUUUAUAAAGGAAAGAGUAAGGCAAGUUAAGUAUGUGAAAACCAAUUUUAAUAAUAUGAAGGAAGUAACAAAAUAAACGGACACCCAAGGAAAACAAAUUUGAGCCAGUAGCACAAAGCGGGUUGCUCCCCAUUUUAAAUGCACAGUGUUUCAAUUAGAAGAGGUGGUAGAGAUUUGCCGAAUUUCUUUAUUAGUCACAUUACUGGGUUUAAUCACAUUGUGUCAGAUCCUUAAUGUUAUUUCAAAGUAAUGUUUUAAUAUUUAAUUUCCUUAUGUCUACAGAUAAGGUCCUAUACUCAGACAUAGCCUUAAGCAGUCUGAAUACACCACCAGGAAUUCAUAAAGCAACUCACACAUGCUCAUGCACUCAAGUGUGCACCAACUAGCAGACAAAGGCACCUAUCGUAAACGUGGAAGUAUUUUAGCCAUCAUUUCUGGCUUGAGAAAGGGAUUUAACUUUGAUUUAACGCUUAUAGUACUAUUUAGACUCAAGAUACAUUCAUUUCCCCCUAGUGAAUAGAAAGGACAUAAAUUUUAUUCCUAGCUCUAAAACAAGGCAUCUUUAUUUUCUUGUGCAAGGGUUAUAUUCUCCUCUGCAUGAAUCCAUGACACAGUUAUGUUUGUUCAUUUCAUUGUACAGGAGAGUUAAGAACCUGAAGUACUGAUGAGAAUCUUGUAAAGGCAGUCUAUCUAUUUAUUUUGUAACCACUGGAACAAACUAUUUUUGCUUUCACAAAUUUGGGGCUUAUUUCUGCAGUUACACUGCUAUGCUCUGUCUUUAUAUAAGUAAAGGAAAGUGUCCACAAAGUUUACCUUAAUUUCCCCUUGCCUAUCAAUUAACCAGUUAUAGAAGAUUUAAAUAUUUUUUUUUACUCUUUUUCCCCUACAUUUUUCAUGUUUUUUUACGCUGUAUCUGUAAGAAUUCCACCUACACCAGUCUAAUGAAGGAUUCAGGAAAUGAAUUAAGUGCCCUCGAUCACUUGAUGGGAAAUAGGACCAAUGCAGGAAGGGUGUAUCUUACCCUUUUCCAACCAUAGAAAAGGGAUCCUAGGUGUGUGUGUGUGUGUGUGUGUGUGUGUGUGUGUGUGUGGCGUGCACGUGCACCAAGGACUACUUUCACUCAUUCAUGUUCAUGGAGAGUGUUUUUUAGAAUUUUAAUAGAUUUCCAUUCCAAUUAUUAUUAACGCAUUAUCAAAUUUGGCCAUAUUUCCUGAUUGUUUUUAAGAAAAGGACUGGAUAUGGGCUGAUGACACUUUUCCAGUUUGUAUGUGUGAUUCUGAGAUACUUGGUUGAUUAAGUCCCUUUAGUCAAAGAGCUGACUAAAUUGGAAAAGCAAAAGUCAAAUCAAUUGUGGAUUCUGAAUUUAUCAGUCAGUUUAAUAGCUCUGCACAAAGACAGCCUGAUUUUAAUAUCAGCAUUACACAGACAGUGUCACUUGAACCACUCUAAUGGGUGAUGCUUUUAUUCUUCUAUCAGCACCAAUAGGGAGAAAUUUUACUGCAGCAUUCUGAAUAAUCACAAGAGGAAAUGGAUUUCUAUUAUUUCACCUAAUAACAACAAUGGGAUAUAGAACAUUAAGGAUUUCCUUUAGAUACAUUUUCCACAAAUUAUCUGCCUACUUAAAUACAAAGUGUUUAACAUCUAGGAAGGUGACGACUUACUGAGUGUAAAGGGUUUAUUCAUUAAUCUCAGAAGUAGUUUUCAAGUAUUUGCAUUAAAAUGAACAUUCAAAUAGCCCUUUGCUUACGCAGUUAUCAAGGUAAAAAAGGCUAUGUUAGGCAUCAAGGUUUCUUUGAACUUUCUAAGAGUUUUCGUUAUUGACAUCUUAGGUUAAUUUUCAGUGACUCUGUCUUUAACUUUGCAUGGAGAGACUGAGUGAUGGAGCUUUCUGUCCUCUCCCUUUGUUUCCAUCAUGUUUGCUUAGUGCCCUCAGAUAGCAGUCCUGAGUCCCUUCUCACGGUUUAACGAGUUUUGACACUUGCAUAGUGUAACUCAUUUCCUGCUUGUAGUCAUUGUAGAUUUCUCUCCUGAAUGACUCUGUGGAUUCGGCCCCCUGUGCUUGGCUAUUACUGAGACAUGCUCUAGUACUAUCCCAUAUACUUUGCUCCCCUUAUCGUUGUUAGGAAAUUAAUUCAGGAAUUUUAUACUCUUGAACACAAGGAAGAAAAAGGAUCAUAGUUGCCUCCUGUCACCACUGAGGGUGGCCCGUUUUAAAGUUCCUGGAUGAAAUGAGAGGAGAAACCCAAAUAUCAGCCCUACCUUGCUUCCCUCCCCCUUCUCCAGGCAGCCCAAGACAUGGACAGUGCAGUUCUUACUUAGGAAUUUUCAAUUCCUUACGUGAUAAUAUUUACAAAACAGUCUGAAACCAAAAGGCUAAUGUGACAGCCUAGUGUCUUAAUAUAGUCCGUGUGGGAAAGCAAGAAGCAAGCAUUUACUUUGGAAAAAGAAACAACUGUAACGGUGUCAGGUAAAAUGCUAGUGUGCUCCUUCCUCAAGGGCAGGGAUUGAUCCCACUAAGAAGGUCUUCUGGUGGCUGUCAUGGAUUGCUUUGCAAAGCCUUUUCACUGUGAGAAUAAUGGUUUAAAGGAGACAGUUUAUCGCAACAAUAGCCACUCAUAAGGAAUAUUAUCUCAUUGCAGAUAAUGUUUUUAAGGAGUGGUUCAGAAUGGUAGUUUCAGGAUUAUGGAAAGGAGUUCCAUCUCAAACUCAAAAAGGAAAGAUUAAAAUAGUCACAACGCAUUUCCCGACCCAUUCCCUAUAAACCAAGAAAAAAAAAUUCACACACACAAAAAAAGUCACAAAGCCUCCAGAAUUGAAAUUGGGUACAUUUUAUGACUGAUAUUUACUUGAAUUCAGUGUGACACUUUCACUGGGCAUAUGCUGUAUCUCAUACUUAAUAAAAACCCAUUUCAGUUUGGACUUCCUAUAUAGCUUUACUGUAAUUGGACUUAAUAUUCAUUAAAAAUACCUUUAUUCUAUUUCAUGUACCUUUUUUGGUAUUUGUUGCCGAUAGUUUGUCGGGUGAGGGUGAUAUGGAUUCAGACAUACAUUCCUCUAAAAAUAAUAACAAUAAUGAUAACAAUGAUUAACAGUUGUUGAGUACUGACUAAGUGCCAGUGACUGCUAGGUGCUUCACAAAUAUUUACUGGGGCCCCUUAAGAGCCAUAUAGGUUAGGUAAUAUUAUCUUCCUAAUAUGACAUUAUUUUUGUUUGUUUCUAUCCCAUUCUGUCCCCCUCCCCAUUUCUUCUAGUCUCUGGGACAGGGAUAUUAAACUCUUUAGUGACUUAUGAUAAUACAAGAACUAAAAGCUGCUUAAUGUCAUUACAAGCACACUUUCACUAGAACAAAAAGCUAAGCCAAGUCAUGAAGCUAGAAGUUGGUUUUGUGUCUGAGAUGAUGGUGGAGCUCACGUCACUGACAGGGAAACCUGUUAUUAUAGGCGAAUAGGAAAGCAACCUGCCUUGCUCUGGAGGCAUCCUCUCCUGGGGAGCACCAUCAAAAGUAUGUACAGAAAUCUCUUCUGUUGUCAUGGUGACACUUCUUCCCUGAGAGGAUGGCCGUCAUUCCGAGCACGUUCCACUUGUUUUCACCUCAAGCCCAGUCUAGGUUUGUUCUGGGUGUUCCGGGUUGUUUGUUUAGAUAAGAACUAGUUGAGUGAUCCCUUGCCUUGAUAUGGUCCUGAACUUCAGAGAUAAGCUCCUGGCUCUUUCAAAAGUAGAGCAUCUUACCUUCUGUCUACGGCCGUUGAAUCCUGACCUAUAUUUUCUGAUUCAUUAAUUCAUUCGACUAGCAGUAAUUAAACACCUACCUAUAAGUCUGUCACCUGUAAGUCUGUGAAUUUGAGUAUUUUACAUUAAAUUAAAAUAACGAACUAACACAGUUAAUUUAAUGUAAACCACAUACUGGGUGUUUACUGUGCUGGGAUGGUGCUCUGUGCUUUCUUUUCUACUGUGAUCUUGACUGUUCACAAGAGCCAGACAAGGUGGGUAUUGGCUCCGUUCUACAGAGGAAGUAAAUGAUGCUCGCCAAGGUCAAAUAUCUGGUCCAAAGUCACCCAUUUAAUCAGUAAUAGAAUUUGAACCAGAAAUCUCACUCUAUAACUUUGGCUUUAAUUAUAAAUCUUUAAUCAGCCAUGUGAUUCAGUUUUUCUGUAACUUGUUUUAAGUUAGAAACUGAUCAAAGUUCUGAACUGCAGGAGUCAAACCAGAUUUUUAUGAUUGGGAAUACCAUUAAAAUGAUGUCUAUUUUAGUUAAAAGUGAACUUGUGUGUUUUUUUUUAAUUACUUGAUGGCUUUAUAUAGGCAAGUCUAAAAGGGAGAUCUCAAUGUCUAGCAGGUUUUUUUCUCACCUGGCCAGUCAACAUUUUGGACCGUAUUCACCAAUUAGAGUUACAUACUAGCCGGUCUAUAUACAGGUUUUAUAAUUUGAUGACUGCUUUGUCACUAAUAAAACCAAAAGCAAUUUCAAUAGUAAAUCCGACAGAUUGCAACCUGAGUUUUCUUCCACUCUGAUUCUAUUAAGGUGCCACUCUCAGUAUUUAGGGAAAAUUUGUUUGAAAUUGCAUCAUAGUGACAUUAACAAGGUUAAUAGUAAAUAGUAAAAUUAACAAGGUUAUUUUACUAAUAUAUGGGCUACCUACACUUGGUAACAAAAACAAAUUUUUUUAGACCUCAUUUUAAUGAGAUGCAGAGGAAUAUUUCAAUAAAAUGCGGUCAUUUAUUGAAUUGUAAACUGGGGUAGUUUUUGGACAUUAUUCAAUAAUUGGGUGAAGUAACUUUCUCCUUUAUGUGAGAAGAUAACAUUUUUAAUAAAAUAAAACCUAGAUUAUUGGUUAUUGGAGACAUAUUAAACUUUCUGAGCUAUCUACCUGGAUCAUUUAAUAAACUAAAACAGAAAUACUAAAAAAUAUCUGGUCAAAUUGCAAAGGGGCGUAGAGUAAGCACACAGUAAAUACUCAUUAACAUGUGAAAUGGAAUUCGUGAACCUUCUGAAAUAUCUACAUGACAACCAUUUAUCCCCCAUUACAGACUUAUUUCUAAAUAAAAGAGUAGAAACUCGAACAAAGUAAUGUAUAACGUUUUUAUUGUUUCCAGGGUGAAUUUAAUUGAACAUGGAGGAUCUGAUAGUGGUGGUUUUAUCAAGAAUAUCAGGGAAAAUGGUUUUGAUGUUAUAGGCAAAGUAAAUGCCUGUCAUUUUUACUUGACUCCAGCUAUCAGUCAGGCUCAUUGCUAACUUCAGGUUUUGCCCAAGUUAUUGAUAGGAAACAUCUCAGCCUAAUAUGAGGAAUUGCAGGUUAUUGAAAAUGAUGACACAGAAAACCCAAAUGGGAAACUCCAGAUCUCUAAUUAGUUUUCCUGAAAGUCAGGCAUGUCUUUGAGGACGAGCCUUGGGCUGUAUUAUUUUUGUGCACAGGAGGAAAAUUGUUAGUAGGUUUAUAGAUAUUAUUUUUAUAAUAGAAUGUUAAAUUCCCCCAAAACAUCAAAAAUUGUCUCCCAGAACUACUCUAUGUUUUUAAAACUUGUUUUCAAACACGGAUUCUAAAUAGCAAUAGAGUCUUUUCUCCUUUCUCCACUCCAAUGGUUUAAUGGGAUAGAUAAACCAAUGUUUAUAUUUUUAAACCUGUAAAUGUUUUAUUUUGGGUAUUUUGUAUAUUUGUUGAUAUAAUUCCAUUUUGUGCACCUGUCCCAUUGUGCAUGUUGCUGUUUUUGAUAGUCACCCUUUUAAUGAAUGUACGAAGCUUGGACUCAUAGCACUUUUCUUGUCUCAUUCAAACAUCUUCAAAUGAAAAUACAACACUGCCAUUUUAACUGUUGUGUUUAAUUCCGUCAAUAAACUUU
This is a messenger RNA of Rhinolophus ferrumequinum (greater horseshoe bat), 9664 nucleotides long. RefSeq names its product APC membrane recruitment protein 2 (gene AMER2). Gene Ontology annotation, biological process: regulation of canonical Wnt signaling pathway. The transcript has a single exon. The record is from RefSeq and is a predicted model, not a curated record. Gene Ontology annotation, molecular function: beta-catenin binding; phosphatidylinositol-4,5-bisphosphate binding. The coding region runs from base 49 to 2079 and encodes 676 amino acids. NCBI's taxonomy places the organism in Eukaryota, Metazoa, Chordata, Mammalia, Chiroptera, Rhinolophidae. Gene Ontology annotation, cellular component: plasma membrane.